This is a messenger RNA of Raphanus sativus (radish), 1616 nucleotides long. RefSeq names its product peptidyl-prolyl cis-trans isomerase FKBP53. The record is from RefSeq and is a predicted model, not a curated record. Lineage: Eukaryota; Viridiplantae; Streptophyta; Magnoliopsida; Brassicales; Brassicaceae. Gene Ontology annotation, molecular function: peptidyl-prolyl cis-trans isomerase activity. The transcript is spliced from 11 exons. The coding region runs from base 98 to 1459 and encodes 453 amino acids.
AAAGCGUUUGCAAAAACCUUCCCUCCCUCCUCCUAGGGUUUAGUCUCUUCCUCAGAACAAAGUUGCCAUCUCAAUUCCUCGCCGUCGAGAGCCAAACAUGGUUUUCUGGGGAAUCGAAGUGAAACCUGGGGAACCUCAAGCUUACGAUCCCAAAAACGAAGAAAGGAAGCUUCACCUGACCCAGGCAACACUAGGUGCUGGUUCAGGGAAAGAGAAGAGUGUGAUUCAGUGCUCCGUAGGAGGAAACUCACCCGUUUACUUGUGUUCAUUGUUGCCUAACAAAUCCGAAUGCUGUCCCCUGAAGCUUGAGUUUGACUAUAACGACGAGGCGGUUGAGUUCUCCGUCACUGGUGACAGAAGCAUCCACCUUUCUGGCUUCUUGGAGGCUUAUGAUGAGGAGGAGUGUGAAGAUCAGUAUGAUGAAGAAGAAGAUGAUUCAGAUGGUAUCGAUAUUGGUGACGACUCUGAGUCUGGAGAGUCUGAGUAUGAUAGUGAAGAGGAUGAGGAUGAUUUGGAGGACUUCAUUGAUCACAAUCUUGAUAUGUAUCGGCAGUCUUCAGUCCCAAACAGUGGAGUUGUAAUUGAGGAGAUAGAAGAUGACGAGACGCCCGUCAAAGAUGAUAAGACAAAACGAUCCAAGAAGAAGAAGAGUCAAGCUAGCAAAGAUGAGAACGCGAAUAAGCAGAUCAUUGUCAAAGAGAGCGCUCAUGCUCCAGUUCUGGAAAGCGAAGAUGAAGAUGGUCUUCCUAUUUCCAAAGAGAAAACACUUGAAGUAGAGAAGAAGUCUGCUGCGAAGGUGGACUUAGGUGAUGACGAACAAGGUAGCAACAAAAAACGCAAGGCCAAGGCUCCUGAGCAAAAAAGUGUAAACAAGAACAAAAAGAAGAAAAAUCAGAAAGAAAAGAAGAAUGAGGAAGCGGAUGAAAAGGUCGAGACAGAAGAUGUGCUGAAAAAGGAGGAGACCUGCCAAAGUUCUUUAAACCCAAACGCUCAAACUGGAGCUGUCAACAAUGCCAUGGGUGAAAGCUCCGAGACUCAAGUUCAAUCUGCUGAGAAGAAAAAGAAGAAGAAGAAAAAGAAGUCAAAUGAGGAAGCUAAAGAAGAGAGCAAAGCUAUUUCUAGUAGGACAUACCCAAAUGGACUCGUUGUUGAAGAGAUAAAAAUGGGCAAACCCGACGGCAAAAAAGCUACUCCUGGAAAACAGGUUAGUGUCAGCUACACUGGAAAACUUCAGGAGAAUGGGAAGGUCUUCGAUUCCAAUAAAAGUGGUUUCAAGUUCCGUCUAGGUGUUGGACAAGUCAUUAAAGGAUGGGAUGUUGGCGUUAAUGGAAUGCGUGUUGGUGACAAGAGAAAACUUACAAUUCCACCAUCAAUGGGGUACGGUGCUCACGGGGCUGGUGGCGAUAUUCCUCCUAAUGCUUGGUUGUCGUUUGACGUCGAACUGCUGGAUGUCAAGUAAGAUCGCUCGUUUUUCAUAGAAAGGUGUGGUUGUAGCUGCCAAAGAUCGAUUAUUUUGAAAUUUUGUGUUUUUUUUUUCUUUCUCACAAGGCCAUGUUACGUUUGUUUCAAGUUGUAUUGUUUUUACUCAAGAUUUUAUGUCAACUAGUUGUUUCUUG